CUAAUUUUGAUUUUUAUUACGUAGUCAGACACUAUUAGAGGUUUCGAGCAGGGGGCUAUGACCCGACUUCCAUUUUAAAAAGUCACUCCAGCUGUCCUGAUUAAUUGCAGCAGGGCAGCGAUGGAAGCAGAGCGCCUAUUGCACCAAGUAGUGAAGUAAUGUAAGACUUGGAAUAGGAUGAUAAGGGUAGAAAGGUCCAAUUCUUGCACCCUGACCUUUUGGYUAAAAGGGGCGGGGAGAUAAAGAAAUAAAAACCGACCGAUCGAUGGAUCCCCAGCCCGGCAGCUGGGAGUAAUCCUCUACAGGAUUCCUUUAGGUGUCAGAGCGAAGCAGAGUGUACAAAAAUCACGCUUCGUCACCGACCCAUUCUUGGGAACCUUCACAUCACCCCUCUUCGAAGAAAGCCUCCUGAAUAGCUUAAUUGCACCUCAAACUUGAGCCCCUUUGACAAAGACGGAUAAAUAAGGACUGUCGGGAACGUGCGCCUCCUUAAGCCGCUGACGGAAACGAAAGUCGUCAAAGGGUUUUUUUUUCCUGAAGAAAUCUGUCGAUAAUUGCUCGUUCCGGGUGUGUAAGAAUGGUGGUCACCCAGGAAUUUGCCUACCAGACCCUUGGAAACGAAGUUUAUUUCCAUCACAACUCUGGGAAGCCCCUAAAUCGCACGUGUUUUGAGUUAUCACGAGAGACGCCAGCCCUCCGCAACAUUACGAAAACAACUUUUGCCUCCUCGGUAAUGCGCACGCGCCCCACACAGUUUUCCGUUGACUUUAAGCCCCGCCCCUUAUGCGUCCUCCGUGAAGGGUUGGGAGCCGUGAGCUCGCGCGACCACUCUUUCCUCAGUCUUCUCGAGCACAUCGUCGCAAACGAGGCCGGAAAGCGUGGCGGCGCAAGCGCAGGCGCAGAGAGCGGAGGCGGUGGUGGUGGCGGCCGCUGGCCAGUUCCUUCAGUGAAUCUGCAGACCUAUUUUCUCAGGAGUUCAGCCUGGCCUUACUUCAGUGAUAAAAGGAGGAAAGGCUGGCUAUAGCAAACAUCAUUCAAGAUGUCCAGCAAAGGAAGCAGCACAGAUGGCAAAACAGACUUAGCUAAUGGAAGCCUGUCUAGCAGUCCAGAGGAGAUGUCUGGAGCUGAAGAGGGAAGAGAGACAUCCUCAGGCAUUGAAGUAGAGGCCUCAGACCUGAGUUUAAGCUUGACUGGGGAUGAUGGUGGCCCCAAUCGCACCAGUACAGAAAGUCGAGGCACAGACACAGAAAGCUCAGGUGAAGAAAAGGACUCUGACAGCAUGGAGGACACUGGCCAUUACUCCAUCAAUGAUGAAAACCGAGUUCAUGACCGCUCAGAGGAAGAGGAAGAAGAGGAGGAAGAAGAACAACCUCGGCGCCGUGUACAACGCAAGCGAGCUAACCGUGACCAGGACUCAUCAGACGAUGAGCGGGCCUUGGAGGACUGGGUGUCCUCAGAGACAACAGCCCUGCCCCGACCUCGAUGGCAGGCCCUCCCUGCCCUUCGGGAACGGGAGCUGGGUUCAAGUGCCCGCUUUGUGUAUGAAGCCUGUGGGGCAAGAGUCUUUGUACAGAGGUUCCGCCUGCAGCAUGGGCUUGAGGGCCAUACUGGUUGUGUCAAUACCCUGCACUUUAACCAGCGCGGCACCUGGCUGGCCAGUGGCAGCGAUGACCUGAAGGUGGUAGUGUGGGAUUGGGUACGGCGGCAGCCAGUACUGGACUUCGAGAGUGGCCACAAAAGUAAUGUCUUUCAGGCCAAAUUCCUUCCCAAUAGUGGUGAUUCCACCCUGGCGAUGUGUGCCCGGGAUGGGCAGGUUCGGGUAGCAGAACUGUCUGCCACACAGUGCUGCAAGAAUACAAAGCGUGUGGCCCAGCACAAGGGAGCAUCCCAUAAGUUGGCCCUGGAACCAGACUCUCCCUGUACGUUCCUGUCUGCAGGUGAAGAUGCAGUUGUCUUCACUAUUGACCUGAGACAAGAUCGGCCAGCUUCGAAACUGGUGGUGACAAAAGAGAAAGAGAAGAAAGUGGGGCUGUAUACAAUCUAUGUGAAUCCUGCCAAUACCCACCAGUUUGCAGUAGGUGGACGAGAUCAAUUUGUAAGGAUUUAUGACCAGAGGAAAAUUGAUGAGAAUGAGAACAAUGGUGUACUCAAGAAAUUCUGUCCUCAUCACCUGGUGAACAGUGAGUCCAAAGCAAACAUCACCUGUCUUGUGUACAGCCACGACGGCACAGAGCUCCUGGCCAGUUAUAAUGAUGAAGACAUUUACCUCUUCAACUCCUCUCACAGUGAUGGGGCCCAGUAUGUUAAGAGAUAUAAGGGCCACAGAAAUAAUGCCACAGUAAAAGGCGUCAAUUUCUAUGGCCCCAAGAGUGAAUUUGUGGUGAGCGGUAGUGACUGCGGGCACAUCUUCCUCUGGGAAAAAUCAUCCUGCCAGAUCAUUCAGUUCAUGGAGGGGGACAAGGGAGGUGUGGUCAACUGUCUUGAGCCCCACCCUCAUCUGCCAGUGUUGGCAACCAGUGGCCUAGACCAUGAUGUGAAGAUCUGGGCACCCACAGCUGAAGCUUCUACUGAGCUGACCGGGUUAAAGGAUGUGAUUAAGAAGAACAAGCGAGAGCGGGAUGAAGAUAGCUUACACCACACUGACCUGUUUGAUAGCCACAUGCUCUGGUUUCUUAUGCAUCACCUGAGACAGAGACGCCAUCACCGGCGCUGGCGAGAACCUGGGGUUGGGGCCACAGACGCGGACUCUGACGAGUCUCCCAGCUCCUCAGAUACAUCGGACGAGGAGGAGGGCCCCGACCGGGUGCAAUGCAUGCCAUCCUGAGGCCUCAUGCCUAAGAGGGGCGGGCUGGGGCUGCCAACCCGAUCCUGCCUGGGCACUGCUUUCCUGUCCCAGGCCCUUAAAUUCAGCAGAAAUGCACUUUGGACUUUUUGUUUAGAAGACAUCCCAAGAGAAGGACAGACCAGAGGGGGAUUGAACCAGCAGACAGCACCUAGGAGUGGGAGUUGAGCCCUGGAAUGGGUUCUGUGGAGAGGCACAAAGGACUCAGCAGAAAUGGCCUCUCCCUGAAGCUUUUUUUUGGGGGUGGUGGGGAGCCUGUUUUGUUAACUGGUUUAGGAUAGGCAAUGGGGCUUCUUUUAAUCUCCCUUGUUUCCUUUGUGGGGGUGGGGUGAGGGCAACAACUGGCUGUUCAGUACCAAGGGGCCAGAGUGGAGGGUAGGAGUGCCACUCGCUCUUUGGUUUAGGUUUUUGACCUUUUUUUUCUUUGUUUUUUAAAGUCUAUGACAGUUCCAUUGUUUUCCCCCUGAGCAAAUCUAUCCCAGGAUCCUGUUUUUCUGGGAAGUCCUUAGAGCCCUUAACCAUCCCACACUUCUCACUUUCCACCUCAUUCAUUCCCUGUACUCAUCACAGUGUUUUGCACUUGAUUAUGUAUCCUUCACUCUCUUCUCUUCAUCCCAUCACCCCCUAAAUAGGUCUGGUGAAGGAGAUUGGAGAGAGGUGGGAGGAGGGGCAGAGGUGGAAGAAGAAUAGGAAGGAUAUUACCUCUUCUGUUAUUUUUUUAAUUUUUUUUUUUUAAGAAUUGUUUGGUGGCAGCAAUCUCCCUGUCCCUAUCACUGUUAGAGGCCUAAUUUUAUAUCUAUAAAUAUAUUAAAAAGCAAGUCAAACUUGGAUGUAUCAAGUUAAAAUUAUUGUCAAAGUUUAAAUACCUAUAUAUUCUCUAUGAAUGCAAUAAAGGGACUUAAAGGAAGAAUGAGCAAGAGUAAUGAUGUCAAAAUGACACCCAUGGUUAACGUGCCCUUUAUAUAUGACCAUUAAAGCCUGGGGCUUAUUCUUAGGUUUUUAGGAGGCUCAAUAAUGGAAGGAUCCUCAGUUCUGCCCUUUUCUGCCUGGAUAYAGGGGUUGGAAAAACUUUUUCUCUAAACUCUGCCUCAGAUCCUCUAACUCUCCUUAAAUCUCAUGGGAGCUCCCAGGAUGGGUCUUCAAAUCAGAGGCCGGCCUAUUUUUAAAACAUGACAGACCUGUGACAUUAGAAAGGGCGCUGCCACCCACUGCCUACUCUCUCCCGAUCUUGUGUGACAGAAGAUACACACAUUCUCUUAGCUAUGAUUCUUUAAGCAAUCCGGCUCCAUAUCAGCCCUUCCUAAUGAAAAUAGUAAAGGGCAAAUUUCUUGGGUUUGACUUUAUAUAAAUGUYGUCCACCUCUUGGUAUCUUGGGAUUUAGGGACAAGAAAGACAGUAAGGGUGCAUGCCUAUAUAAUCCCAGUGAUUCAGGAGACUGAGGCAGGAGGAUUUUAAAUUCAAGGCCAGCAUCAGUAAUUUAUCGAGAUACUGUCUCAAAAGGAAAAAAAUAUAGAUUUGGGAUGUAGCUCAGUACUAAAGCACUCCAGGUUCAAUUCAAAGUACCCAGAAAAAGAAAGAAAACAGGAUUCUGGUGGCUAGGGUUUGGACACCUGUCUUAACUUGUCACUGAGUAUGAAAAUCCUAUUUGAAUUCUUGCCCUUAACUGCUUUUGCUGCUAUUUUUCUGCCCCCAAUUUCCACAAGAUCCAGUUAGGAAUUUUGCAUCCUGGAACAGUUGGAUUCUACUAAACCAGGCAAA
This is a messenger RNA of Urocitellus parryii (Arctic ground squirrel), 4600 nucleotides long. NCBI's taxonomy places the organism in Eukaryota, Metazoa, Chordata, Mammalia, Rodentia, Sciuridae. The record is from RefSeq and is a predicted model, not a curated record.